AUGCGAUUUCUACACUCAUUAAUUCCCUCUUUACUGGUACUGGGUGCAGGCGUGGCCCAGGCAGCUUCGUCAUGGAGUUUUGACGAAGCAGUCAUCUCUGUUACUGGAAAGUCUGGUGCUAGCAGCGCAUUCAAGGACAAACUUUCAGAUCAUGUCCCUCUUGCGAAGCCAGUGACACUAGGAGCUACAGAUUCGCUGAAAAUUGUCUUGACAGCUACUGAAGCCGGUACUGCGAAACGACCACAUCAAGCUUUCUUGCUAUUGAGGGAUCAGGAUACUGGCCUAGAGACAACUUUCCCCUUUUCCGUGAAGGAGAACGGAAAGGGAAAGGUUGACUUUACACAAAAAGACCUCCCAGUCCAACUCCUCCUCUCGAGCCAACCUCUCCGCGCAACCCUCCUUCUUGCUUCCUUUGGCUCGACCCAAGCAUUCAGCAACCAUGUCUUCAAUCUCGAAGUCAAGACCGAUCCUAAUGUUCCUCUGCCAAAGUAUGAGAAGCCAUUGAGAUACGGGAAGCUGGAUGAGAUCCACCACAUAUUCAGACCAGAUCCAAAGAGCGGACCAAUGAUCAUCUCGUUAUUCUUUGUGUUGGCUGUAGUCGCUACCGUGCCGAUAUUACUUGGAACCUGGGCAUACCUUGGAGCCAAUCUCUCCCACGUCUCAAAGGCUAUGGGCACAGCACCAAUCUCUCACUCCCUAUUCUUCGGCUCGAUCCUGUCGAUGGAGGGCCUCUUCUUCCUUUACUACUACAGCUGGACUUUGUUCCAGAUCUUGCCUGUUGCUGGCGUAAUCAGCACUGUCAUUUUCUUGAGUGGAACUAAGGCUUUGUCCGAGGUGCAGAGCCGUCGCUUGGCUGGCGAACGGUAG
Mollisia scopiformis is the source of this 867-nucleotide messenger RNA. RefSeq lists its product as uncharacterized. Lineage: Eukaryota; Fungi; Ascomycota; Leotiomycetes; Helotiales; Mollisiaceae. The record is from RefSeq and is a predicted model, not a curated record. The coding region runs from base 1 to 867 and encodes 288 amino acids. Gene Ontology annotation, cellular component: oligosaccharyltransferase complex; membrane. Gene Ontology annotation, biological process: protein N-linked glycosylation. The transcript is spliced from 4 exons.